CUCAACCAUCAUCUCAUCUCUCACAUUUCUACUCUCAUCAUCCCAAACACAGAGAAAUUAAAUCUUCAUUCAAUUUCAAGUUUUGAUUUAGUCCCAGUAUGACAAUGCUCAUGAAAAGAAGCAGAGACUACGCCGGCGUCGAGGCUGAGGCCAUGGCGAAUUGCCUCAUGCUUCUGGCGCACGUUGGCCGGAAUUCUUCUUCUUCUUCUUCUUCUCCGGUGGCGUCGAAGGAUCUCUGUUCUUUCCAGUGUAAGACGUGCGACAAGAAGUUCUCGUCGUUCCAGGCGUUGGGCGGGCACAGGGCGAGCCACAAGAAGCCGAAGCUGGCGGCUCCGGCGGCCGGAGAGCAAGAGAGUUCGCCGGAGAAGUCGAAGAUGCACCGAUGCUCCAUAUGCGGGCUUGAGUUUGCGAUGGGGCAGGCGUUGGGUGGGCACAUGAGGAGACACCGGGCGGCCAUGAUGAAGGACGGGUUUGAGAAGCCGCCGGCGACGGCGAUGGCGAUGGCGAUGGCGGUUCCGGUGUUGAAGAGGACGACUAGUAGCAAGAGAAUUUUUGGGUUUGGAUUGAAUUUGGAUCUCAACCUGACGCCGGCUGAGAAUGAUGAUGAUUUGAAGAUAGAGUCAACGAGGCCGGCAACUCCCGUCUUACGUUGCUUCAUUUGAAUUUGUUCAAUUCGUUUUCGUUUAUUCUUUUGAUUCUUGGGAUUACACUAGACAUUCUUUGAUUCCUUCAAAUCAUGUGUGGACAUACAUUAUUCCUCCUAAUCUUAUAUUUUAUUUUAUUUUUGUAUUUGUUUUUAUUUUUUACUAACUAAUUGACACAAAUUAAUUAAAUUUUUGAAGUUUGAUUC
Ipomoea triloba (trilobed morning glory) is the source of this 850-nucleotide messenger RNA. Its product is annotated as zinc finger protein ZAT11-like. The transcript has a single exon. The record is from RefSeq and is a predicted model, not a curated record. NCBI's taxonomy places the organism in Eukaryota, Viridiplantae, Streptophyta, Magnoliopsida, Solanales, Convolvulaceae. Bases 99 to 662 code for a protein of 187 amino acids.